AUGUCACCGAUGGCACUUGACGUCCUGAAUUGGACUUUGCAGAGGGAUCUCCAAAACAUGAAGUCAACGAGCUCGCACUGUAAUGCGAGCUUGACGUAUAUAUAUAAAGAGGCCACGAGACUGCUGUUCUCCUACAUCAUCUUCAACAUCCUCACCAAUCCUACAAGUAAGUCCAACUCUGUGUCGUACAAUCUUUAUCCCAAGAUGCGUUUCUCGACUAUUGCCGCACCUGUGAUGGCCCUCUUCGCCACUUCCGCCUAUGCUGGUGUCAUGAAGCGCGAUGCGACCUCUGAUCUUCUCAUUCAGCAACUCAGCGAGCUUACUCAAAUGUCCAAGACCUUCACACCCCAGAUCAGCGCCAUCAAAGCCGGCGGUCUGAUCGCUAAGAGGCAAUCCAACCCUUUCCAGUACAAUGUUCUGAUUUGUCUUGUAACGCCUAUCAUCGACGACUUCCGAGCUUUCAUCGAGAAGGAGACUGCCGAUAUCCAGACUGUUGGAAGCAUGCCCCCAGUCUCCGAUGAGACAGCCCAAAGGCAAGUAUGCUCGGCCUAUUCGACUUUUGUGCAGGCCCACCAAGAGCUUCUCAAGGUUGUGAUUGGAAAGUCCGGUCUGCUGGAAGGCAUCUUCCUCGGCCCUGUCGCUGCUGUUCUGCGUUCCCAUGAGGGCGCUCUCGAUACUGUUUCUUUCAUUACAAUUGACUCUGUGGCCUCCUGCGCGGAGGAGGUCACCAGCCAAAAGAGCUCCCUGGAUGACACACUUGGCAAGGCCAUCUGUGCUUAUACUCCCAGCGGUUCUCUUGGCCUCGAUCUGUUCUGUGAGAGUGCAGUAACAUGGUCCAGCAGAUGUAUGUAUGGACGAGAUGCAGAGUUGUGUCACAAUCCGAUUGUGUAUAUUCAGACAGCAUGUACGGUAUGCUAUGCCGACGAAUACAAUGUGUUCAAAUACUUCAAGUGUAGAAUCCGCAAGUAG
Messenger RNA from Aureobasidium subglaciale EXF-2481, 969 nucleotides. RefSeq lists its product as uncharacterized. The coding region runs from base 1 to 969 and encodes 322 amino acids. Lineage: Eukaryota; Fungi; Ascomycota; Dothideomycetes; Dothideales; Saccotheciaceae. The transcript has 3 exons. The record is from RefSeq and is a predicted model, not a curated record.